AUGCUUUGGAGUGUGGUGAACAGAUUGAGCCCUAGCCAAACUUUGGCAAUUACUGGCCUGGUUGCCCUGCUCUUACUGUGUAUUGUCGGAAUUCUCGUUAGGGAUGCUCAGAGAAAGUUUUCAGCGCUAUUCGGUCGCAUUACACCCUUUCCCGGCCCCUCGUUCUGUUUCCCAAACGGCCAAGGCACUGAAAAGUUCUUCAGCGGCCGAGACGCAGCCAAGAGAUGGAAGGCUCGUUACGGAUCCAUCUACAGUAUCUGGUCAGGGCAUAAGCGAGAAGUUGUCAUAACGAAGCCAGAACACGUUCAAGCCUUUUAUAAAGACUCUCAUACCCAUGUCAAAGCGUCCGAUAACAACUCGGGAUGGCUUUUUGGAGAGCUCCUGGGCUCUUGUGUUGGCGUCGUCAGCCAGAAGCGCUGGGUGAGAGUUCGGACACCGUUCGAACACCAUUUUACUCGUCCAGCCGCUUCGCAAAGAUGUUCACUGUUCAUUGAUGAAGCAAGAACAUUUCUACAGUCGCUGAACAAGAAAGAAGAGAGUAUCGUUCAUGUCACAGACGACCUCAAAUACUGCCCAUUCUUCAUGGUCGCCAGCAUCUUCUUCGGACCUCUGACGACCGGUCAACGCAAUGAGAUGUACAGGAUUGGACCCUUGAGAGAAGAUCUUUUCCGACAUGCUUUCAGUGGCGGUGUCAAUCGGUAUGCGUUUGCUAAAUAUCUACCAGGCUCAGCACUGCCGAAGCUUCGCGAGUUCCAGGCUUUGUGGGAAGGUUUUGUCAAGAAUGCGUAUAACGGAGCUGGAUCCAGCAGCGGAAGCGCCAUCGCGUCCCUUUGGGAAGCAGUAGAACAUGGAGACAUCUCCAAAGAAGAGCUUCUUCAGACCUUGGACGAGUCUCUAUUCGCGAACCUCGAUGUCACCGCACACGCACUCUCGUGGAGCAUCAUUAGGGUUGCUCAUCACAUAUCGCUUCAGAAUGAGAUUCGGCAAGAAAUACAAGACAACCACCGAUCAGAACAGGAAUAUGAGGACUAUCUUCGCCGAGACAAUACUCUCCUGGCUGCUUGUAUCCUGGAGGCAUCGAGGCUUCACCCAAUCUUGCCUUUUUCGAACCCAGAAGCCGCCCCGACCGAUAAAAUCGUUGGUGGUCACAAGAUCGCACAUGGUACCGAUGUCAUAGUCGAUGCAUACGCAAUCAAUGUCGAUAACCCUUACUGGGAAAAUUCUACGAAGUUCAACCCUUGUAGGCACCUCGGUCAAAAGGAUCAAGCGCGACGGUACAACAUGUGGCGGUUCGGAUUUGGCCCUCGACAGUGCUUGGGAAAGAAUGUGGCCGAUAUCAUUCUCCGCGUUAUUAUCGCUGAGAUACUACGAUGCUACCAGAUGGACGUUGUGGGCACAAGGGGGAUGGAUGAGAUUGAGCUGCAGGCGGAUAGCUGGAUCGGAUUGCCUGACUGCAAAGUGAAGUUGACUCCAUUGGCAGCGACACCUACGAGUAGUGAUUAG
Trichoderma citrinoviride is the source of this 1503-nucleotide messenger RNA. Its product is annotated as cytochrome P450. Bases 1 to 1503 code for a protein of 500 amino acids. The transcript has 6 exons. The record is from RefSeq and is a predicted model, not a curated record. Lineage: Eukaryota; Fungi; Ascomycota; Sordariomycetes; Hypocreales; Hypocreaceae. Gene Ontology annotation, molecular function: heme binding; monooxygenase activity; iron ion binding.